GACAGUCGCUGCGGCUCGAGCUGGGGGGACUUCAGCCUCGUCUUUAAUCAACGGAAUUUAAUUAGCGUUUUAUAACGGGUUUAAAAAAAUAAAAUAAAAUUGGUUAAAAAAGUUAAAUUUUAAAACAUUUUCUACACUGUAAUCUCUCUCUCUCUAUAUAUAUAAUAACAUACCGCAAACAUACAAACGAACCGACUUCUGCCACCUGAAGGAAACUCGAUAUCAAACAAAAAUACAGAUAUAUAUAUAUUUUUUAAUAUAAAGACCUGUCUAAUUCAACGCUUUUUUUUUUCUUAUUAUUGAAAAAAAAAACAUUGGCUGUACUUUUUUUUUUAUUUUGACCGAAAGAAUUUUUCCCGUUUGACCCAAUUUAUUUUCCGAGAGAACAAUUCUGCGCUGCUCAGACAAGACAGCGACUGAGUUUUUGUAAACCCAUUAUUAUUUUUUAAAGAAAAAUAUCUUCGUUCCACCGUGACCACAGAGUCCUGUACAAAGUGCGAUUCAUUUAUUUUUUUACCUUUUUUCUUUGAACCGGAUCGUUCCUAUUUUUACUGCUUUAUUGUGGAAAAUGGCGGCGGUUGAAAUGGUGCAAAUGCUCCUGGAAGCUGCAGAUUACUUAGAAAGGAGAGAAAGAGAAGCAGAACAUGGGUACGCGUCCAUGUUGCCGUACACCAGCGUCAAAGAAAGAGACAGUGCGAAGCGGAGAAAUAAAUCAAAGAGCUCGGGCAGCAGGUCAACGCACAAUGAAAUGGAGAAAAACAGACGGGCUCAUUUACGGUUGUGCUUGGAGCGUUUGAAAUCUCUCGUACCACUGGGACCAGAUUCUAAUAGGCACACCACCCUCAGCUUGCUAAUGAAAGCCAGAGUGCACAUAAAGAAACUAGAAGAGAGCGAUAAGAGAUCCCAGCACCAGCUAGACCAGUUGCAGCGUGAGCAGAGGCAUCUGAAGAGGAGACUGGAGCAGCUGGGAGUGGAGAGGAUACGGAUGGACAGCACCGGGUCCACUGUCUCAUCCGAGAAGUCCGACUCUGACCAAGAGGAGAUCGACGUGGACGUGGAAGGGACUGACUACCUGAUAGGGGACCUGGACUGGAGCAACAGCAGCAUCAGUGACUCUGACGAGAGAGGCAGCCUGCGGAGCAGCUGCAGUGACGAGGGUUACUCCAGUGCCAGCCUCAUGAGACUAAAACUGCAGCAGCUCUCCCCCGGCCCCAGCAAACCACCAGCAACAGCAGCAGCAGCAGCAGCAGCGCUAGGCAGCAGCCUGUAAGAGAGGAUAGCCGACCAGCAAGACAGCAGCAGCAACAAGCAACGACAAGCAACAAGCAUCGACCACCACACAGCUCUCCUCUCUGCCCAGUUGAACCCAGUCAAACCUGCUCGCGAACAGCACAUCAAACCGGGUCGGUCCGCCUUUUGGUAUCCAGAGACCAGUUUCUCAAAGCUAGCACUUAUAUGGAUCUGUUUUCAUUAUUUUAAAAUAGUAUGAGAACGUUUUGUAAAUUUCCACUCAGCAAGUGUAUAUUCUUUAAAGCAUAAAUGUGUUAUUUUUAUUUGUAGGGAAGUGAAUUGGAUUUAGCACUGUUAGUUAGAACUACUUUCUAAAACUAGCCCCUGGUUGAUUUCCAAACUAGUGACGUGAGGAGGCUAGAAUCAAAGUGGCGCCCCCCCUCUCACUCUCUCAUGUGCCUCUCCAGGGUUUGGAUCCUGCUUACCAAGUAACUGGUGACUAAGCUGAUCUGUUGGCCUCAGCUAAGGCUGCAUUUCUGCAUUUUUAACAGGCUGAACCUGUUUGUGCGUAAACGCCACUUUCAACUAUCCCAUGCAUUUUCAGUGGGGGAAAAAAAAGAGGAUCUAUAUUGUACUUUUAUUUAAGGUUUUACAAAGCUCUGUAUUGAAAAAGUUAAAGGAUUGAUAAAAAAAAAAAGCUUACAGAACGAACGCACUGGUGCUUUUUGUUCUGUGUUUAUUCACGGAAAUACCAACAAAGAAAAAAGGUGCCUCACUUUGAUUCUAGCUUUGCCCAGUAUAAAGACCAGCAUUCUCCAGAGUGGUCUAUACAAACUAGAGGUGGGCCUGUCUGUACAGCUGCUCUUCGCUCCAUACAGCGAGACUGCAGGAUUCUUUCUUCAUUAAAGAACGUGUGUGUCUCCUUUUUUUUAAUUUAUUUAAAAACAUUUUCAUUAUAUCUUGCUGUUUUAGAAUUUUUUUUUUUUUAUUAUUUAAAUGAAAGAGGACUGAUGUGCAGCAUUGGAAAGUGUGUGUCACCAAACAAAAAAUUACCUCGAAUUCUCUCUCUGGUCUGAAGGUUUAUCUUACUUCAGUGAAUUCUUUUAAUUUUUUUUUUUUUUUUUUUUUUUUUUAAUAUUGUUUAUUUUUAUUUAAUCACACGUAUAUCUUUAAAAAAAAAAAAAAAAAAAAAAACGACUUAAUGAAACACAAAAGCACAUUCCAGAUACUGGAAGCAUUUAAAUGUGUUUGUUUGUAGGUUAGUUAGUGGGCGAGAGGUUUGCCAAUUCUCUCUCUUGAAAAAAGAAAAGAAAAAAAGGAGUCAGUCAGUGUUUUUAUUUAUUGACCACCUUGGUAAAAACCUCACUGUUUCGACUGUAAAAAUCACAAAAAAAUAAAAUAAAUUAAAAAAAAAAAAAGGUUCUUCAGCUGUAGCAAUAGUUCAUAGACCCAUCAGUGUCUGCUAUUUUUAAUAUAAACCUAUUUUAUUAUUUCCGCAAAAUGUAGCAAACGUUAUGUAAAUAAAACAAAAAAAUAUAUAAAAAUAUAUGUAUAAAGUAUUUAUAUAUGUUGUGAAAAUACAAAAAAAUUAUUUAAGUAUAUAUUUAGAUAGUUACUUAUUGCUUGUUAAAUGCUGCUGUUGUGUUUUGGAGUUUUAGAGUUAUAUAUAUAUAUAUAUAUAUUCACAGUACGUAGUUUUAAGGCAUUUUUACUUUGCUGUAGAGAGAAUUAAUUUUACAAAGCCCUCCCUGUCAGGUUUGUUUUGAUUCAAAAGAUAGCAUUAAAUAUCAGGGUGUAGAAGUCAGUAUUUUUCUAAUGGGCCUUUUCUAAUUGCCUCAUGUACUGUAUGAACUGUCAAAGAAAACUAACUUUACUUGGAUAGCUGUGCCUAUCUUUUAAAUGUGGCAUGUGCUUCGUCAGAUUGAAACACGUUCAACAUCUGCUAGGCUUUCUGAAGUAGAUUUCCCUUUUUGAUUUUUUUGUUGUUUU
Molecule: messenger RNA, 3219 nt
Organism: Polyodon spathula (Mississippi paddlefish)
Lineage: Eukaryota; Metazoa; Chordata; Actinopteri; Acipenseriformes; Polyodontidae
Gene: mxd1
Product: MAX dimerization protein 1
Exons: 6
Coding region: 569-1270 (233 amino acids)
Biological process (GO): negative regulation of transcription by RNA polymerase II
Molecular function (GO): DNA-binding transcription factor activity, RNA polymerase II-specific; RNA polymerase II cis-regulatory region sequence-specific DNA binding; protein dimerization activity
Source: RefSeq, a predicted model, not a curated record